UUUCCGUACACUCCCGAACCUCGAAAUCCCCCAAAUUCCCAAAACCCUAGCCGCCGGAGAUGCCCACGCCGACGAAGCGGUCCCGGAUUUGCCGCUCCCCGAGCUCCGCAGACGCCGCCGUGAUCCGCCAGCUCCCGCCGAGGGCUCCGGAGCCGUCCGAUCGCCGCUGCGCGGUUUUCGGGAAUCCUGUGGAGCCAUCGCCGGAGAAAUCGCGCAGAGAGCUUCCGUCGCGGAAGAAAGCGCACAGAGAGCAUCCAUUGCCGGAGAAAUCGCACGGAGGACAGCAGCCUCCGCCGGCGAUUCUGACGGUUUCGUCGCCGGAGAUUGUGAGUGUGGAGGCCGCGGCGGCGCAGGUCGAUCAGUUCCUUGAUGAAUGCUACUUUUGCAAGAUGAGGAUGCCUGGGGAUUGUGAUGUGUUCAUGUACGGAGCUUUUGGUGCAUUCUGUUCGGAGCUUUGCCGAUUCAAGCAAAUUUGCAAGGACAGGUUGGCGGAGCAAGCACUUGUGAAAUGCUGCCGAGGGCGGAAAAGCAAUGUGAAUGGCUCUGGUGAGUAGUCUAGCGAGAGAGACCAACUUGGUGGCGGCACGCCUAUCAUAUAUUUGAGAUUGGCCUGCGCUUUUGGUUGUUACAAUUGUAAGUAGUUUGCAUUUAAAUAGCCUGUUUUUGGUUCAGCAGUGGGUUAUAUGUAGUGGUAACUAGCUCCAUUUAUGAUCAGACAUACGAAUUGAAGUAGAUGCCAUGUUUUGUUUCGGCAUUGGAUUGGAGUAGCUGCGUUGUAAUUUAGGUGUCCUGAGAUACACAUUAUAUCAAUGAUGAGAAUCGUAAACAUAUGUGAAACAUAGCCCGCCUUCGUUCAUUUGGUUUGUUAGUUAUGUUCUUUCUUAUCUGCGACUUUAGGUCAUACAACUAGAUGAACUGGUUUUUGGUUCUCCAUGUGAUGUCGUAUGUAAAUAUUGGAAUGUGGAGAAGGUGAUUGGUGCACUUUGAGUGUUUAAUUUGUUAUUCUGUACUUACAUUUUCUGUUUAUAAAGAGAAUGUUAACAUGAAUGACCAAAUUAUCUUGCUUAGAAUCAUUGCAUGACUGCCAUUUUGGCUAGCAUGUAUUCCUCA
Argentina anserina (silverweed cinquefoil) is the source of this 1110-nucleotide messenger RNA. RefSeq lists its product as uncharacterized. The coding region runs from base 60 to 554 and encodes 164 amino acids. Lineage: Eukaryota; Viridiplantae; Streptophyta; Magnoliopsida; Rosales; Rosaceae. The record is from RefSeq and is a predicted model, not a curated record. The transcript has 2 exons.